Molecule: messenger RNA, 2444 nt
Organism: Quercus robur (English oak)
Lineage: Eukaryota; Viridiplantae; Streptophyta; Magnoliopsida; Fagales; Fagaceae
Product: pentatricopeptide repeat-containing protein At3g50420
Exons: 1
Coding region: 15-2135 (706 amino acids)
Biological process (GO): RNA modification
Molecular function (GO): protein binding; RNA binding
Source: RefSeq, a predicted model, not a curated record
GUACUAACCUUUAUAUGCCACCAUUGCAUGAGACAUCUUGCUUGGCAAGCCUUAUACAAAAAUGCACCACUAUAACCUCACUGAGAAAAGCGCGCCAACUUCACGCUCUCCUCCUAACUACCACAACUGUCAAUGCACGAACUCCCUAUCUGAACAACAAUCUCCUCUCAAUGUAUGCACGCUCUGGCUCCCUCCGCGAUUCCCACUUGGUGUUCGACAAAAUGCCUCAGAGAAAUCUUGUUUCCUUCAAUGCGCUUAUUACAGCAUAUUCUCGAGUCCCGGACCAUGCAAUCUUGGCCUUUGAAUUGCUUGCUCAAAUGGGAAUUGAAUACUUGAGGCCAAAUGGUUCUACUUUCACCAGCUUGCUACAAGCGUCCUCUUUGUAUGGGGAUUGGUUGGUUGGUUCUUUGCUUCAUGCCCAAGUUGUGAAAUUUGGGUUCUUGAAUGAUGUUUGUGUUCAAACCUCUUUACUUGGGAUGUACUCAAAUUGUGGGGAUUUGGAAUCUGCAAAAAGAGUUUUUGAGUCUAUAGAUGAUAAAGAUGUCAUGGCUUGGAAUUCUAUAAUACUUGGGAAUUUCAAGAAUGAUAAGCUCAAGGAAGGGCUUGAUGUCUUUGGUAGGAUGGUAAGGACAGGUGUUAUUCCAACCGAGUUUACGUAUUCAAUGGUUUUAAAUGCGUGCAGCAGAUUGGGAGAUUUUCAAUCUGGGCAACUUAUCCAUGCCCAAGUUAUUGUUUCAGAUGCGCUUGCUGAUUUGCCUUUGCAAAAUGCCCUGCUUGACAUGUAUUGUAGUUGUGGUGAUACCCAGAUAGCAUUUAGUGUUUUUUGUAGAAUUGAAAAUCCAGAUUUAGUUUCAUGGAACUCAAUGAUUUCUGGGUAUUCAGAGAAUGAGGAAGGAGAGGAAGCCAUGGCUCUAUUUGUCCAGUUGCAAGGUAUGUCUCUUCUUAAACCAGAUGAGUAUACUUAUGCAGCCAUCAUAUCUGCGACUUGUGCAUUCCUUGCCUCUAAUUAUGGGAAACCUCUCCAUGCCCAAGUUACAAAAGCAGGAUUUGAGAGGAGUGUCUUUGUAGGAAGUACACUAGUGUCCAUGUAUUUCAAAAAUGCUGAAGCUGAAUCUGCCAAGAAGAUCUUUAAUUUGAUUUCAGAGAAGGAUAUUGUUCUCUGGACUGAAAUGAUCUUAGGCCAUACUAGAAUGACUGAUGGGGAGAGUGCAAUUAAAUUCUUCAAUGGAAUGUGUAGGGAAGGCCAUAAGAUUGAUAGUUUUGCUCUCAGUGGAGCGUUGAGUGCAUGCGCUGACCUUGUAAUAUUGAAACCCGGGGAAAUGAUUCAUUCUCAGGUGGUAAAAAGGGGAUAUGAUGCUGAAAUGUCCGUCACUGGGAGUUUGAUAGAUAUGUAUGUAAAAAAUGGUGACCUUCACUCAGCUCAAUUAAUAUUUUCCCAAGUUUCAAACCCUGAUUUAAAGUGCUGGAACUCAAUGCUCGGAGGAUACGGUCAUCAUGGAAUGGUGAUGGAGGCAUUGCAGCUCUUCGAAGAGAUAAUAAAUUCCGGUCUAAGACCAAAUCAAAUAACAUUUUUGUCUGUACUCUCUGCUUGUAACUACAGUGGAUUAGUAGAAAAGGGAAAGUUCUUGUGGAAUUAUAUGAAGGAAAAUGGUUUAUCACCUGGGCCUAAACACUACUCUUGCAUGGUAAGCUUGCUAAGUCGAGCUGGAUUAUUGGAUGAGGCAGAGGAAAUGAUAAUCGAAUCACCUUUUAGCGAAGAUAAACUUGAGCUAUGGAGAAUUUUGCUAAGCUCAUGUGUAAUCAGAGGAAAUUUGAGAGUAGGAGUUCGUGCAGCAGAGCAAGUUCUAAGGUUGGAUGCUGAAGACAGUGCUACCCAUAUCUUGCUUUCAAAUCUUUAUGCUGCUGCAGGGAGAUGGGAUGAUGUUGCAGAAAUGAGACAGAAGAUAAGGGGAUUGAUGUUGGAAAAGGAUCCUGGACUAAGCUGGUUUGAGGCCGAGAAUAAUAUUCACGUAUUUGCCUCCGGCGACCAAAUACACCCCAAGGUUGAAAAAGCCCAAGACGAACUAAAGAGGCUACGACCAAACAUGAUGAGAUCAGAAACAGAUGAAUUUGAUGCGAGGGUUUAUUCUACAUAGGAUAUACAAACUGGGAAACAAAGCAAUAGCAAAUAUACCUGCAGCCCAACCAACCAUAUGACCAUGCCUUCAGACGGGUUUUAAUUUCACCUUCACUCCAAGGUGUUCAAUUCAGGCUUGGCUUAGACAUGGUUGAUCAGGCAACACGACUAACAGUUCUGUGUUCUACAAAAUUCUUGAGCCAUAAGUGUCCAAUAUCUGUGCCCUCCAGCCAAGUUUUGCACGAGAAGAAAGCGGAACUUCAAAAUCUUUUUUUGUAACAAUAUUUCAGUCUUGGAAACCUGACAAUAUAUUAACGAGUUGUCAUAU